AUGGCCCUGAGCGAGUUGGCGCCGCUCCGCUGGCUGCGUGAGAGUCGGCACUCGCGGAAGCUCAUCCUCUUCAUCGUAUUCCUGGCGCUGCUGCUGGACAACAUGCUGCUCACCGUCGUGGUCCCCAUCAUCCCAAGUUACUUGUAUAGCAUGAAACACGGGAAAAACGCUACGGACAUCCAGACGGCCAAGCCCGUGCUCACAGCCUCCACCUCAGGCAGCUUCCAGAACAUCUUCUCCUAUUAUGAUAACUCCACCAUGUUCACCGGGAACCACACCGGGGAGCGGCAGGGGCGGCGGCUGCAGCCGAAGGCCCCGACGCAGCACCCGGUGGCAAAUGCGUCCGCUGCCCCCUCCGACUGCCCCAGCGAAGACAAGGAGCUCCUGAAUGAAAACGUGCAAGUGGGCCUGCUGUUUGCCUCGAAAGCCACCGUCCAGCUCCUCACCAACCCGUUCAUAGGGCUGCUGACCAACAGAAUCGGCUACCCGAUCCCGAUGUUCGCGGGGUUCUGCAUCAUGUUCGUCUCCACCAUUAUGUUCGCCUUCUCCAGCAGCUACGCCCUCCUGCUCGUCGCCAGGUCCCUGCAAGGCAUCGGCUCCUCCUGCUCAUCUGUGGCUGUGGGCCCCCCCUUUGGCAGUGUGCUGUACGAGUUCGUGGGGAAGACGGCUCCGUUCCUGGUGCUGGCUGUCCUGGUGCUCGUGGAUGGGGCCAUUCAGCUCUUCGUGCUCCAGCCGUCCCAGCUGCAGCCAGAGAGCCAGAAGGGGACCCCGAUCACCACGCUGCUGAGGGACCCGUACAUCCUCAUUGCGGCAGGGGCCAUCUGCUUUGCAAACAUGGGGAUCGCCAUGCUGGAGCCGGCCCUGCCCAUCUGGAUGAUGGAGACCAUGUGCUCCCGGAAGUGGCAGCUGGGCAUUGCUUUCUUGCCAGCGAGUAUCUCUUAUCUCAUUGGAACCAAUAUUUUUGGGACACUCGCACACAGAAUGGGGAGGUGGCUUUGUGCACUUCUGGGACUGGUGAUUGUCGGAAUCAGCAUUUUAUGUAUUCCUUUCGCAAAAAACAUUUAUGGCCUCAUUGCUCCCAACUUUGGAGUUGGCUUUGCAAUCGGCAUGGUGGACUCGUCCAUGAUGCCCAUCAUGGGCCACCUGGUGGACCUGCGGCAUGUGUCGGUGUACGGAAGCGUGUACGCCAUCGCCGACGUGGCCUUCUGCAUGGGCUACGCCAUCGGUCCUUCUGCGGGUGGAGCGAUCGCGAAGGCAAUCGGAUUCCCCUGGCUCAUGACCAUCAUUGGGAUAGUUGAUAUUCUUUUCGCCCCUCUCUGCUGUUUUCUUCGAAGUCUACCUGCCAAGGAGGAAAAAAUGGCCAUCCUCAUGGAUCACAACUGCCCCAUUAAAACAAAAAUGUACACUCAGAGUAACACCCAGUCAUACCCAAUAGGUGAUGAUGAAGAAUCUGAAAGUGACUGACACCCUCAAAAGUCAUCAAGAGCAUUUAAUUGUACAAGUGUUUCCAGUAAAAUGCCUCACCCAGAACUGUCUUCUUAGUCAUACCAUUCAUCCCUGAUGAAAGAGUAAACAACCAAAGGCUAUUAUUUCUUUUCCAUGGUUCCGAUCGAUUGCCAACAGCCUUAUAAAGAAAAAGCAGCUUUUCUAGGGGUUUGUAUAAAUAGUGUUGAAAACUUUAUUUUAUGUAUUUGGUUUUAUUAAAUAUUAUACAAUAUAUUUUGACGAAAUAUAGUGUAAAUCUAUAAAUAUCUGAAUCCAAAUCAAAUAUAAUUUUUUAACUUACAUUCACAAACACUUGGGCAAAAAAUCUUAUAUUUUUUCUGAAUAUUGGUAAUGAGUGUUUAAAACUAAAGCACACAUUAUCUCGAGACACUUCCGACAAUGAGAAACUAGGAGGAAGUCUGAAAAGCAGAAUUCAAGAAGGAGCAUAUAGUAUAUAGUGAAACUCAAUGUCAUUUAACUUGCAGUUGCUACCGGUGUACGUUAAAGCUGGUUAUCACAAUGCAGAAGACAAGAAUGGAAUCACUAAUCUUUUGGAUUUAUCCGUAUAUUUUAGUUGGUUAUUAGUUUUCUAUGUGAUUACCUACCUGGAAACAGCUGGCUGGCUGUAAAGUAUAUGUUAACACAUCAUGUGGCUGACAGCAAACAUUAGACAAUAAGGAAAAAACA
Molecule: messenger RNA, 2172 nt
Organism: Condylura cristata (star-nosed mole)
Lineage: Eukaryota; Metazoa; Chordata; Mammalia; Eulipotyphla; Talpidae
Gene: SLC18A2
Product: solute carrier family 18 (vesicular monoamine transporter), member 2
Exons: 14
Coding region: 1-1464 (487 amino acids)
Biological process (GO): aminergic neurotransmitter loading into synaptic vesicle; transmembrane transport
Cellular component (GO): synaptic vesicle membrane; terminal bouton
Molecular function (GO): serotonin:sodium:chloride symporter activity
Source: RefSeq, a predicted model, not a curated record